AUGGCGAGUAAGAAAUCUCAAGAUGUGACUAGUCGCUUAACGGACUCGUCUAAAUAUACUGGAAGCCAUAAAAAUCGCUUCGAUGAUUCCGGGAAGGGCCUUGGAAAGGCUGGAAGGGAAAAUAUGGUGGAUUAUACCGGCAGUACAAGCAGCCAAUCGCGCGAUUUUGCUGUGAAUAAAAGUAACGUUUCCAAAUCAGAUAAACCAGUUGUGGCCAGUGCACUUGGAAAAGAGAAAUUUGGCACUCAAAUGGACAAGCCUAUUAGCGUAAUUUUAUAUCGAAAUGGUGAUAAACAUCACACUGGUGAAAAGCUUGUUAUGAAAAAAGAGAAAUUUCGUACAUUUGAUCAAAUGUUACAGGCUUCUACCAAUGCUGUUCGAUUGACGACUGGACCUGUCAAAAAAAUUUACAAGGCUCCAGAGUUGAAAAAAGUCAUGAAGAACUUAACUGAUUUCGAGAAUAACGGGAAAUACUUAUGUUGUUCGGGUGAACCCCCUGCAUCCAAAGAAAAACUAUCGCCAUCUUUAUUCCAAUAA
This is a messenger RNA of Trichoplax adhaerens, 537 nucleotides long. RefSeq lists its product as uncharacterized. The transcript has 2 exons. Bases 1 to 537 code for a protein of 178 amino acids. Gene Ontology annotation, biological process: intracellular signal transduction; microtubule polymerization. The record is from RefSeq and is a predicted model, not a curated record. Gene Ontology annotation, molecular function: tubulin binding. NCBI's taxonomy places the organism in Eukaryota, Metazoa, Placozoa, Uniplacotomia, Trichoplacea, Trichoplacidae. Gene Ontology annotation, cellular component: microtubule organizing center; microtubule.